CGCAGCCAUGGCCAGCCCGGAGCCCCUGCGUGGCGGGGACGGCGCCGCCCAGGCCGCGAGGGAAACAGGCACAGAGAGCAGUCCUCUUCAAGAAGAGAACUUUGAAUCCCAAGAAGAGGCCAGGAUUUUGAAUCCAGAAGCCACUUUGGCUUUGCAGGGGAAUGUGAACCUAGAAGACACUUUUUUUCUGGGGGACACAGAUGACUUUGAAGAGCUACUCUAUGUGGAGGAGCCCGAGAAGCCAGAGGAGACGUUGUAUAUCGCAGAGUCCAGGCAGACAGAGGAGGCACCGUAUGAGGAAGAAGCUGUGAGUCCUAAGGAGACGUCUGUGCAGGAGCCUGUGAGACCAGCAGAGAGCCCAAGCCCGGAGCAGAGCGCGUGUGAGGAAGAGAUGGUGACGAGGGAGGAGAACUCUAACCCCGAGGAGAACCUUCCAAGUGCGCCGAGCCCCAGCACCGAGGCGGCCCUGAGCGUGGAAGACCUGGAACUGCUGGAGGGUCGUUUCCAGCAAUGUGUGCAAGCCGUGUCCCAGCUAGAAGAGGAGCGAGAUCAACUCAUCCAUGAACUUGUGCUGCUCCGGGAACCAGCCCUGCAGGAGGUGCAGCAGGUCCAUCAGGACAUUCUGGCUGCCUACAAGCUGCACGCCCAGGCCGAGCUGGAGAGGGAUGGGCUGAGGGAGGAGAUCCGGCUGGUCAAGCAGAAGCUGUUCAAGGUGGCCAAGGAGUGUGUGGCCUACCAGUACCAGCUGGAGUGUCGCCAGCAGGAUGUGGCACAGUUUGCUGAUUGCAGAGAAGCACUGACCAUGCGGGCAGCCCAGCUCUCCGAGGAACUGGCCCAGCUCCGGGACGCCUCGCAGAAGCAGAAGGAUCAGUUGAGGCAACAGCUAGAAGCACCCCCGAGCCAGAGCGAUGGCCACUUUCUGCAGGAGAGCCGGCGGCUGUCUACCCAGUUUGAGAACCUUAUGGCCGAGAGCCGCCAGGGCCUCGAGGAGGAGUACGAGCCUCAGCUGCUGCGGCUCCUGGAGAGGAAAGAGGCAGGGACCAAAGCUCUGCAGAAAACCCAGGCCGAGAUCCAGGAGAUGAAAGAGGCCCUGAGACCUCUGCAAGCAGAGGCCCGGCAGCUCCGUCUGCAGAACAGGAACCUGGAGGACCAGAUCACGCUCGUGAGGCAGAAACGGGACGAAGAGGUUCAGCAGUACAGGGAGCAGCUGGAGGAGAUGGAAGAGCGACAGAGGCAGUUGAGAAGUGGGGUGCAACUCCAGCAACAGAAGAACAAGGAGAUGGAGCAGCUGAGGACCAGUCUCGCUGAGGAACUCUCAACUUAUAAGGCUGUGCUACCCGAGAGCCUGGAACAGGCUGAUGUUCCUGCUUCUCAGGCAGGUGGAGUCGAGACACAAUCCCAAGGGACUGCUUAGAAAUGUACGGCGGGAUCUGUAACCCAGACUCAAAAUGCUUCUUAGCCAAGGAUCACUAAGUACCCUAGAGGCAGUUCUCCCCAGCAGUCAGUCACUGUUCAUUCUGAGAAAACUGCAAAUAUUGGCUGACUGCCUAAAAAAGAUUUUAAGGCUGGCUGGGAGAACUUUGAUUUGGACUCUUUUAUAGGAUGCUGGAUCUCAAUGUACUGACAAAUGGAAAAACGAGCCUCUGGUUUUUCAGCAGCAGCAGCAGCACCCACAUGCACACGGAGUAAAGGAUGUAUGUAUGGACACACCUUGCAGUAUUGUGAAGAAUGUAAUUUGCCUUGUGUUGAUUCAAAUCAGUGACAUUCAUUUUGAGGAACGAACAAAGUUGGGGUUAAAGAGGCAGCCAAUCUUUUUUUGGUUUUCUUCAAGGGAGGGUUUUGCUCUAGCCCAGGCUGACCUGGAAUUCAUUAUGUAGUCUCAGGCCAGCCUUGAACUCAGCGAUCCUCCUACCUCUGCCUCCCAAGUGCUGGGAUUAAAGGUAUAUACUACCAUGCCUGGCCCGAUUUUUAUAUUGGCUUACAACUUAAAAUUAUUUUGUGCCAUGGGUGUUAAGAUUUUAAAUGAAUCCUCUUGCAAGGUUUACUUUUUCUUAAAAGCUAUGCACUCACAUACUUUAAAGUUUUGUGUGUAUAUGUAUCUGUUAUUUUUGAGACAGGGUCUUAUGUAGCCCAGGCUGGCCUCCAACUUACUAUGUGGCUAUGGGUUACAGGUGUGCACCACCAUGCUUGACUGAAAAUAAUCUUCACUACAUGCUAGAACUAGAUUUGAACUUAAUGGCUUAUGAUUAUUCAGAUUUUCCCUGAGACCUAAAUGAUUUUUUGGGGGUCAGAAUGAUCUACUUAGCCAAAACAAAACCUGAAAAGCACCAGGCAUUUUUAUCUGGUUAUGGCAUGUGGUGAUAAAGGCUUUUAGAGCCUAUUACCCUUUAAGGGCUGGCCCCUGUACACUGGGCAGAUACAAUCUCUGUAAUAAGAGGUUUAUGUGUCUUUUCCAAAUUUAAAACCUGCCUUAAGUUAAAUUCUCUACCGUACUGCCUUUGACUGUUUAAAGCCUUUAGUUUCUCUAAGGCAGACUUGAGAAAGAUGUAAUUUUAUCACAGAUUAGUUUGUGUACCUCUCUCUAUCCAGUGUUGUAUUAUCUGUCUUUCACUUUCCCUGGCAAGGAGUAAAAGCUCUUUUCUACA
Messenger RNA from Jaculus jaculus (lesser Egyptian jerboa), 2645 nucleotides. It is a transcript of the gene Sync, whose product is annotated as syncoilin, intermediate filament protein. NCBI's taxonomy places the organism in Eukaryota, Metazoa, Chordata, Mammalia, Rodentia, Dipodidae. The coding region runs from base 8 to 1414 and encodes 468 amino acids. Gene Ontology annotation, cellular component: Z disc; intermediate filament; neuromuscular junction. The record is from RefSeq and is a predicted model, not a curated record. Gene Ontology annotation, biological process: intermediate filament-based process. The transcript is spliced from 5 exons.